AUGCCUUCCACCCGCCCCCGCGUCCUGAACUUCGUCACGGGCAACCGGCACAAGCUCCGCGAAGCCGCCGCCAUCCUCAGCGGCCACGUCGAGCUGCGAAGCCGAUCCGCAGCCGACGUGCCGGAGAUCCAGGGCACGCCGCAGGAAAUCGCAGCCGACAAGUGUCGCCGCGCCGCCAUCGCUGUCAACGGCCCAGCUCUGGUGGAGGACACGGCCUUGGAGUUGCACGCCCUCAACGGCAUGCCGGGGCCGUACAUCCGGCCGUUCUUCACGGCGAUUGGCAACGACGGGCUGCGCAGCCUCUUGGCCGCGUACGACGACAAGGCCGCGACGUCGGUUUGCGUGCUCGCGUACUGCGACGGCCCGGGGGAGGAGCCCAUCAUCUUCGAGGGACGGUGCACCGGGGCGAUUGUGGCGCCGAGGGGGAGUAACGGGUUCGCGUACGACCCGAUUUUUGAGUAUGAGGGGAAGACGUUUGCGGAGAUGGAUCCCGCGUUUAAGAAUCGGGUGUCGGACCGGUAUGAGGCGUUGAACAAACUGAGGCUGUGGUUGGACGGCGCGCCGGAGAGCUGA
Diplodia corticola is the source of this 573-nucleotide messenger RNA. RefSeq names its product inosine triphosphate pyrophosphatase. Gene Ontology annotation, molecular function: nucleoside triphosphate diphosphatase activity. Gene Ontology annotation, cellular component: cytoplasm. Lineage: Eukaryota; Fungi; Ascomycota; Dothideomycetes; Botryosphaeriales; Botryosphaeriaceae. The transcript has 5 exons. Bases 1 to 573 code for a protein of 190 amino acids. The record is from RefSeq and is a predicted model, not a curated record. Gene Ontology annotation, biological process: nucleoside triphosphate catabolic process.